AUGAAGUUCUCUUCCUCCGCCGUCGUCCUGGCUGCCGCCCUUGGUGUCUCUGCCCACCCCAGCGGCCACGCUCAUCAGCGUGCUCACGCCCAGCGCGAUUUCGUCGUUGCCAACAAGCCCGUCACCAUCACCGAGUACGCUACCCAGGUUGUCCAGGCCGCUGCUGCCACCGCUCCCGCCGUUGCUCCUGAGCCUGCUGCUCCCAAGUACGAGGCCCCCGCUGUCCCCAAGGCUGAGGCCACCUCCGGUCCCUCUGCCGCCUCUCCUUCUUCUGGUAAGACCAACAAGGGCAAGAAGCACAGUUCCGGCUCUGGCUACAAGCCUUUCUGUGGUGGCAAGAAGACCAAGCGUGCCACUCUCGAGGAUAUCGCCGCCACCGGUAACACCGGCGUCGAGGGCGACUACGGCUGCAACAUGAUGACCAUUGACUCCAACGUCGCUUCCAAGUACGACUACGUCACAACCUUCAAGAACGCCCACGACACCGAGAAGACCUGUGUCUGCUGGAACAAGAUCGGUCCUCUGGGCAAGAUCGACGGUUUCUUCAAGAAGUGGGCUCCCCUCAGCUUCACCGUCCCUGCCAAGGGCUCCCAGGACGUUGCCUUCGACGAGAACUCCCAGGGUGGCUGCGCUUGCGCUUCCGGCGAAGUUCCCUCCACCGAUGAUGAUCUCUGGGCCGGCACUUGGCUCGAGUUCGACUUCGGCAGCACCCGCAACCAUGGCUGGUCCGGAGCUGACGCUUCUUGCCUCGUCUCCGCCAGUAAGAAGCUCGACAUCCCCGGUCUCCGAGUCUGCGGUGUCGACAAGUGCUCCACCAUCUACCCCGGUGGCACUGGUGACAACGCCUACCUCGGUGGUAUGGAGGCUGAGGAUGGCGUUGGUCUCAACAUCUACCCCGGCAAGAUCAGCCUCACUGUCGACAUUGACUACAAGGGUUAA
Fusarium sp. VM40 is the source of this 939-nucleotide messenger RNA. The record is from the annotation of a GenBank genome assembly. Lineage: Eukaryota; Fungi; Ascomycota; Sordariomycetes; Hypocreales; Nectriaceae.